Candidozyma auris is the source of this 372-nucleotide messenger RNA. RefSeq names its product Ran GTPase-binding protein NTF2 (gene NTF2). The transcript is spliced from 2 exons. Gene Ontology annotation, cellular component: nuclear pore central transport channel. Gene Ontology annotation, biological process: protein import into nucleus. NCBI's taxonomy places the organism in Eukaryota, Fungi, Ascomycota, Pichiomycetes, Serinales, Metschnikowiaceae. The record is from RefSeq and is a predicted model, not a curated record. Bases 1 to 372 code for a protein of 123 amino acids.
AUGUCUGACUUCAACACCGUUGCUACCGAGUUCUGCAAGUUCUACUACGAAAAGUUCGACAGUGACAGAUCCCAAUUGGGUAACCUCUACAGAGAGCAGUCGAUGUUGACCUUCGAGACCUCCCAGGUUCAAGGCACCAAGGACAUCGUGGAAAAGUUGGCCGGCUUGCCCUUCGCCAAGGUCGCACACAGAAUCUCCACCUUGGACGCCCAGCCAGCAUCUCCUCAGGGUGACAUCUUGGUGAUGGUCACUGGUGAGUUGAUGAUUGACGACGAGCAGAACGCCCAGCGUUACUCGCAGGUGUUCCACUUGAUUCCAGACGGAAACUCGUACUACGUGUUCAACGACAUCUUCAGAUUGAACUACUCGUAA